This is a messenger RNA of Coniophora puteana RWD-64-598 SS2, 1739 nucleotides long. Its product is annotated as alcohol oxidase. Lineage: Eukaryota; Fungi; Basidiomycota; Agaricomycetes; Boletales; Coniophoraceae. Bases 36 to 1739 code for a protein of 567 amino acids. The transcript is spliced from 7 exons. Gene Ontology annotation, molecular function: flavin adenine dinucleotide binding; oxidoreductase activity, acting on CH-OH group of donors. The record is from RefSeq and is a predicted model, not a curated record.
UCACUGCCCUCGUCUUGUCCAGUCCAUAAGCACGCAUGUCGACUUACGACUUCGUAAUCAUUGGAGGCGGAACCGCCGGACUUGUGCUCGCCAAGCGCCUGAGCGAAGACGGCACGUUCUCCGUGCUCGUGCUGGAAGCAGGACACGCACCGACGCCCGAGCAGGCUCCGUUGGUGGACAUGACGGCGAUGGCCUUCAAACUGAUGGAAACAAACACCCUCAUGCGCUCGUACCCCACUCCUCCCCAAGCCGUUCUCGGCGGAAACACCUUCGACAUCCAGGCCGGCUGGGGCCUCGGAGGCUCGAGCAACGUCAACUUCGCGAUGUGGAUGCGUGGCGCCAAGGUCGACUACGAUCGCAUCGCGGACAUCACGGGGGACGCGUCGUGGACGUUCGACGCGCUCAUGCCGUACUUUCGCAAGUCGGAGACGUAUCACUUUCCGUCGAGCCGGGAACGUACGGUCCAGGCAGAGCUGCAUGGAGAAGGCGGCCCCAUUCAUCUGCAUUGCGCACCAGCGACGUCUAGGUGGUCUGAUGACAGUCUUCGGGCGUACCAGGAGAGUGGUCUACCGUUCAACGAAGAUACGAACGGAGGGCAGACGCUGGGUAUUGGACCUGUCGCAGCAAACAACUACUUUCCAGCCGGGGGUCGAUCAAGUUCGCGAAAGUAUGUCGAGACGCCGAGGCAUGCGAACCUCGCUAUCAAGGAAGGCGCACAAGUAGCGAGAGUGGUGUUCGAGGGAAAGAAGGCUAUUGGCGUCGAGACUGUCUCCGGGGAGGUUUUUCGCGCUGCGAAGGAGGUCAUUCUCUCUGCGGGGACUUUCCAAUCCCCUGCAAUCCUACAACGGUCCGGCGUAGGCCCUGCCAGCCUCUUGAACAGCCUGGGCAUUCCCCUCGUACACGAUCUACCAGGCGUCGGUGAGAACAUGUGGGAUCACUUCCUGACUGUCCUGCGAUGGCGCCUCAAGGACGAGUAUCGCGGCGGCACAUUUGACGACCUCGCCAAUCCCGAGCUUCUCCAAGCCGCACUUGGGAGAUAUCAGCAAGACGGCAGCGGGCUUCUUGGCGGUACAGUCUCGGAGUGGGGCAUCUGGCGGAACUUCAGUCAAGAGAUCGAAGCCGCCGUGAAGGCCGACGACUCCCUGACCUCGAAAUCCCGCGCGCACCUGCUCGCCAGCACCACGCCACACGCACAGCUCUUCCACUUCCACGGAUACCUCCUCGACCCGCACCCGUCGGCCUCCCACGCGCACUUCUCCGUUUUCCCUGUCGUCGUCUCUCCGACCUCGCGGGGUACCAUCCGGAUCACUUCGAGCGAUCCCACGCAGGACCCUGUCGUUGAUCCAAGGUGGCUCAGCACGGCCACGGAUAGAGCGGUGCUCGAGGCCGGGAUCAGGUUCGCGAACGAGGUCGCGUCGGGCGAGGUGUGGAGGGAUAAGGUGGAGAGGGAGGUGGCGCCGACGGAGGACGCCGUCGGGUUCGAUGACACGAACAUCGAGGCAAAAAUCAGAGGCGGAAGGACGAUGUAUCACUUUUCCGGAACGUGCGCGAUGGCAUCGCCAGAUAGCGAGGAGGUUCUGCCGGUCACGAACUCCGCGUGCGAGGUGUACGGCGUAGAGUGCCUGCGGGUUGUCGAUGCGAGCGUGUUGCCUGCACCGAUCUCAGCGCCCACGCAGGCUGUUACGUACGCGAUCGCCGAGAAGAUCGCUGAUGUUAUCAAGCAUAAGUAUGCAAAUUGA